AGCCAUCCUGACUCCAGAGGACGGACUUACCCAGCUGAAAGAAUGGGGCAUAAACCCGCAACUGGCUCAACACCUCGGCUCCGGGCAGACUCAGGCUGGACUGGCAUGCUGCCCCAGGCAAUCACUAAACCUUUCCCAUCAUGGCAUGAUGG
Pelobates cultripes (western spadefoot toad) is the source of this 152-nucleotide messenger RNA. Lineage: Eukaryota; Metazoa; Chordata; Amphibia; Anura; Pelobatidae. The record is from the annotation of a GenBank genome assembly.